Molecule: messenger RNA, 2034 nt
Organism: Mya arenaria
Lineage: Eukaryota; Metazoa; Mollusca; Bivalvia; Myida; Myidae
Exons: 3
Coding region: 213-1841 (542 amino acids)
Molecular function (GO): zinc ion binding; protein binding
Source: RefSeq, a predicted model, not a curated record
UUCAAAUUUGGAAACAAUGCUUGUUAAUUCAGCACGGUAGUAAUAACGUUCAUUGUUUGGAUAUCGUGUAAUGUGUCAGUGUGAAACUGAUUGUGAUAUUGUUUUUUCUUCGUAUCAGCUCAGUACAAAACAAUGUACAAAAUAAACAGUACGGACUGAAAGAUCAUCUAUUUGAUUUAGUUUGUGAGACCUUUUUAAACUCAAGAGAGAAAAUGGCAUCUAAUUUUGAAUCGUCAAUUCAUAGAGGCUGUGACUUCAUUUACGAUUUUUCCUGCUCUCCGUGUGAAGAGAACGGAUUUAACACAGAAGCUCACCAUUAUUGUACUCAAUGCAAAAAAUAUUACUGCCAAAACUGUGUUUCAAAACAUAACGUAUUAUAUCAGAAGCACGCGGUGCUCGACCGGAAGGACGUAAAGCAAUGGGAGGCAGCCCCAGGGGUGGUGGACGCCCUGGAGAGAUGCGGGAUGCACCCCGGGGAGGCGCUGAAGCUGGUAUGUGGUGACCAUGACCAGCUGUGCUGUUCUGUAUGCGUUGCCAUUGACCACAGACAAUGCUCCAAAAUCCAUCACAUUCCAGAUGUAGCAAAAGAUGUUCAGAGAAAUAUUGAGUUUCAACAAAUUCCAAAGAAGAUAGCUGAAGUUCAAAAGCAAUUCGAGAAGAUGAAAGAAGCACGAUUGAAGAAUACGACAUCUAUGAAAAAGACGCGGGCAGCCAUUUCUGACGAAAUUAAAACCAUACGUAAAAAGAUCAACGAAAUCCUUGACAAGAUUGAGAAAACAACUUUACAGGAAUUGGACGGAAUGAUAGCUGAACUUGAAAAAAAACUAAAGAAAGAUAUCGAAACUUGUGAUAAAAUGACUAUCGAAUUACAAAACAUGAUUGCCGCUUUUCAAACCAAAGCAAAAUCAAGCGAGUCAAAAUCAUAUAUUGCGUACAGAAAGAGCCAGAAUAUGAUUUCACAAGCAAACGAUUAUCUUCGUGGCAUAUCAGCCAUUGAGUGUUACGAUGUGACAUUUCAAGCCAAUAACCUUAUAGAAGAACUUUUAUCUGCAGUAAAGACAUUUGGAUCUAUUGAAGAACAAACUGUAAUGACCAAACAGCUGACGAAAAAAUAUCACUUUUUUUUCAGCGGCUUAUGGGAAAUGCCUAGUGGAGAGGUUGUUAUAGCAGCCUUGCAUAAUUGUAAAGUGAAGCUCCUGGACAAGGAGUACAGGAUGCUCGACCACUGUGAUGUCCCGGGGAAUCCAUAUGACGUGUGCCACAUUGACGGAAAUGAAGUGGCCGUUUGUUUUGUCCGUGAACUUUAUUUCAUUAAUGCUUCGAAAGGGAAACUCGUUACUACGAGGAAGAUACGUUUCAGCCAUGUUUGUAAUGCCGCAGCUCAUCAUGUUGGCCAACUUUACAUCUCAUCCGGUACUGCCCUGUACGUCUACACGUUGUCGGGGCAGAAGGUGAAGAUGCUGUACGAGGACAAGUCUGGGGGUUUGACGGUGGGGAAAUGUGUCAUCAGUAACGACGGGAAGACAAUCUUCAUCACAAACAACAGUAAACAUCAACUGAUCACCCUGGACAACAAGGGCAACAAGAUUGCCUUACUCACUGACCCUGAUAUGAAAGAACCUACCGGAGUACACGUGACUCCUGUUGGUCACGUGUUCGUUUGCUGCUUUGCCUCCAACACAGUGCUGCAGGUUGACAAAGACGGGAAGAAAAUGUUGGCCACCCUGGCAAGGAAAGAAGACGGAAUGUACAGACCACGUGAUUUAUUUUUCAGCAGCAGCACUUCCUCUCUGAUUGUUGGUGGAUUUAAAGACACACUUCUUGUUAUCAAGUUAAUUUAAUACUAAAAACUAUCAAUGUUUGAUUUGGUACUAUCGAACUGGGAUCUUCCUUAUAGUUGCAAAGUACAUUUCAGUAUUGUCAAAUAAAAUUGUUGUGUUUAGACCGCUGGCUAUAAGCAAUACGGAUACGAAUCCAAAAGCAUUUUGUGAAUACUUUUAUUGUAUCAUAUUUUGGACAAUUUAAACAAUUUAA